This is a messenger RNA of Periconia digitata, 1689 nucleotides long. The record is from the annotation of a GenBank genome assembly. Lineage: Eukaryota; Fungi; Ascomycota; Dothideomycetes; Pleosporales; Periconiaceae.
CGCUUCUCGAUCUCUCUUUUCUCCAUAAACUCGUCCGUUUGCUUUCGAUGGUUCGCAUAUUUUAGUAUAUCCUAUUGCGUUCAUUCUUUCCGCAAUAUGAAGUCACUCUUUUUGAACGCGCUACUCAGCGUAUCCAUUCUUUCCUUCUCCAACGCUCUUUCUAUUCCCAAUGAUAGUGUACAACACACCAACAAUCUGCAAGCACGUGCCGAUCUACUCCAAGGCCGUUGCUACAAUGGACAGGUCAUGGACCCGGAUCUCGAACAGACAAGUGACGACUUGUACCCUGUUUGUAUCACGAAGAAGAUCUUACCAUGCCCUGCUGGAAAGUUUCCGACACACGCAACAGUGAAAGUGAAAUCGGUCUGCCUUCCAGAUCCGGAUGCGAAGGCAGCCGCCUCGGAGAAACGCACACCGGCCAAAGAUGGUAAGAAGAAGGACGGUAAGAAGAAGGGCGGCAAGAAGAAAGAUGAGACAAAGAAAGCCAGUGAGAAAACCGGCAAGAAGGCCGGGGAGAAGUUCAGGAAGCCCUCGGACCCCAAGUUGUUCUACUACAGAACUGCGAAGGGAUCCAAGAUGCAGCUCGAUGAACGCACCACGCCUGCGGCCAGGAAGGAAAUGAAGAAGAAGGCGUUUGACACGUCUAAGGAUCUCCAGGAAGAGCAGCAAGAUAAGGAAAACAAGAAGCAAGAGAAGGUGAGGAAGGCGGACGCACAGAGGGAGAAACAGAGGAUUCGUCGCAGCACUUGUCUCGCAGUCGGAUCCAUGAGCUGGCUUGCAAAAGAAGACACGAACAAACUUUCGGACGAGGAGAUCGAAGGCCUGAUUGAGCCCGAUGAGGAUGAUCUCCUUGUACCUGAAACAGAUAUUGAAGAGUGGAUGGUAAGAUUCGAUUGGAAGAUGGUUCAAAGAAUCAAGGGCGACGACACAUCGACCGCAGGAUUCUUUGGGUGGAUCGGUGCGGCCAUCAAAGCAGGGACCGCUGUCAGCAAGUCUGGACGUGUUACAGGAUCCGUGGGCAAGGCUCUGAGCAAAUCCGGUGGGAAAUCAAGCGGAGAACGGUACACGAUGCUGAGGAACAAAAAGACCAAGGACAAGGCUGCAUCUAAGAAAUCGAUACAGGCGGCGAAAAGCUCGAGCACAGUGAAGAAGAUUCUGAAGGACAAGACAUUCCAGGACUGCCUCAAAUUGGCAGCUAAAACCGUCGGGAAGGAAACUUUGGAAGACGCGAAGAAUGCCAAGCGGGCUGGCCCGCCCAUGAAGAUAGAAAGGUUCGAUACAGAAGAAUAUUCGAUAUCUAUCGACAUGAAAGCGAAGAGGACGUACGAUUACCCUUCACCAGAGGACCUUAGCUCCAAUGCCAUCGUCAUGAUCGGCGAUAAGAAAUCCGAUGCGCGAGGCAAAGACGAACCGGAUAUGACGCUCCAGACAUUUCCUGACAAUUAUGUCCGGCCAGAUCGCAUUCCUUAUGAGCACUGUUACAACUUCAAAGGAAUGAACGAUAAUCUGAAGUUGUUGCAAACGUAUGGAGGUACGUGUUCGUACUACGGUUCGAAAGACUGCAAGAAGUUUCUGUUUUCCAUGACGAACCGUGAGGAUGGGAACUUGAAGGGUAAAGACGACAAAGCGGUCAGCUCAGCAUGGUGUACGUUUGACUUGAACGAUAAAAGGGCACCAUCAGGUAAAUAG